UGAAGGUGUAUUGUUUGUUGCUUGUGCCUGCUCUCUGUUGACGGUGCCAAUACAAGCGAGAUGGCUCGAAAUGGGGUUCGCGUUUCAUGAGACCUCUCGGGGGCUGCGAGCAGAUGUCGGGCCUGCGAGGUACAGUCCCCUAUGAUGAGUCUCUCGUGCCAUUGUUUCUCUUCGUCAACCCCAAUUCUGGAGGUGGCAUUGGAGAGGCCUUUCUGAAGGUGCCACGGCCGUUCGACGCGCAGCUCCGGAACUCACAUUCCAGAGCCAGACUGUGGGUUUUCAGCUUGUACGAGGGACGGCCAGGAGAUAAGCCUGGCUUCCACUUCUUGCGGGAGGUUGUGAAAAGCUAUCACUCCGUCCGCGUGUUUAUAGGUGGAGGUGAUGGCACUGUGAUGUGGGUUGUGGGUGAAGCCCAGCUGCAUGGCAUUCAGACUGAGACCAGCCUGAAAAUAGGCAUGGUGCCACUGGGAACAGGUAACGAUUUUGCACAGGCUCUGGGUUGGGGUGGCAGGAAUCCUGAUGCAGAUGCAUUGCUGAGAAAUAAUUGCGAAAUGCUAGAUGAGAUGGUGCAAGAAUGGGUGCGGGCCGAGCCAGAAAUCCAGGACGUUUGGAAAGUGCGCCUGAAGGUCCACGAAGAAGACGGCUUUAUUUACAACAAGGACGCCGUCAUGAUGAAUGAUGAUGGGUCAGAGAGGACAAGCUUAGAGACCCACAUGCUCCUUUAUUGUGGAAUUGCGAAAGAUGCCGAGCUUGCAUAUCAGGUCGAGCUUCAUCGCACCAAAAGCCAAUGUUUGAACAAGCUGGUGUAUGCAUGGCAAGGCAUCAUGAUUUCAUUGCACUUUUUUUGCUGCGUGGGCCAGCGAGUGCAGCGGGUGCUCAGAGGUCUUUACCAUGGGACCGACAAGGAGAGCUCGCCCAUCUUUGAGGUUGGCUGCCGAAGCCGAGGUCCCAGGCUGUACAGCAAUCCGGAAAUGCUUCUAUGCCUUAACAUCAACUCGUAUGGUGGUGGGGUGGCACGAAACUUGUGGAGAAACUCUUGGCGCUGUGGCACGUCCGAACCCAUGGAGGACUUGCUCGAAUCGGAGCAAGACCCCGGGGACCGGGCGCUGGAAGUGAUUACACUCUCAAGGCUACUUAGGGCUGCAAUGCCAACAAACUCAGUGCUUGGUGGCCGACGGGUGUUCCAGGGAGCUCCUUUGCACUUCGAGUUCAAGCAGAGGAAUUAUCGUGACCUCAUCACAUUCUUCCAGGUGGACGGAGAAAGCUACAAGCUGCAAAAUCCGAUCUCGUUAACCAUUUGGCACGACCAGCAAAUCGCGGUCCUCCACAAGGUUGAGAACCGGAGACCAGGUUGUUGUGGCACUGUCUGUGGAAAUGAAUCCUCUGCCACGGAUUCAACCACUGACGAUGACCCCGUGUGAUCGACUCCGCCCCGUUUGACCACGGACCGUUUCGGCCGAUCCUUUGUUUCACCUGUUUGCACCGAAUAGGACGCGCCACAUGUGUUGUUUGCGCCGGAGCCAAUCCGCUGAAACUCGGCGCGGGGCCUUUCUGUUUUGAUUGGCACCAGGCUUCGGAAGUAAUUCCUGAUACUUCUUUGAGCGCGAAGCAGCCAAUGUCCUUUUGAGACGAUCAUUUCUUUUGUGUAAAUAGCCAGGAAGGACUAUGAUUGGAUACGCUAACAAAACGAAAUCUUUUGGAAUAUUCCAACAAAAAA
Durusdinium trenchii is the source of this 1717-nucleotide messenger RNA. Lineage: Eukaryota; Dinophyceae; Suessiales; Symbiodiniaceae. The record is from the annotation of a GenBank genome assembly.